AAAGCUGGCACGAAUCCAUUUGGUAACACCAAAAAUGAUCGAGAAACAAAAAGAAUCUCACACUAAAGCUGGAAACAAUUCGAGAUGACUGGCCACGGAAUACUUCUGGUAAUUGUGGUGGUUUGUCCACUCAUUAAUGCAGAAAUUAACACCACACAAUCGGAAUCCACAACUUCUGACAUCAGUCCUGCAUCUACAAUAUCAGGAAAUGUUACUCUGAGAAAUGAAGUAGCGAAAAUCGAGAAACGCAGUUCAUUCUUAGUCGAGCCACAGCAGUACGAAUUCGCAUAUCUACGACAUAGGAAGAAAUGCCACAGAGUGACAUACAUUAAUCCAAUUGAUGUACAAAAGAUUUUGGGUUUUUGGUAUGCCUAUGCUACGACACCAAUGGAACAUCCCUUGUUUCGGCUGGAAUGCAGCGCCUACGAUGCCUCUGAUUACAAUUUCACCAAUCGCAUCGUGACUACGGACUAUAUUAAUUAUGCCAUUUUGUAUUACUGCAUUUACAAUGCACAAACAAGGAGAUUUGAUAUUACCAUACGAAUUCUCACACGCAAUACAUCACCAACGAAGUUAACCUUUCGGACUUUAAGGCAAGUUCUGAAGAGGUUUCGUAUCGAUAUAAAAACCGUUGUGUGGCUAAAGCACAAAGCCUACUGCUUUGAGUGGUUCAUAAGGUCGAACCACGAUAGAAGAAGGCACUACCGAUAUUUGGCACCAUACAAUCGAUGGAAUGAUCAUUGAUAAUUACGAUAACGAUGUCGAUGACAGCAUGAAUUAAUUGCAUAACUGUCGCUAAUUGUUACAGCAUAAUAAAUGGGCGGAAUGUAUCGGGA
Drosophila subobscura is the source of this 836-nucleotide messenger RNA. RefSeq lists its product as uncharacterized. The record is from RefSeq and is a predicted model, not a curated record. NCBI's taxonomy places the organism in Eukaryota, Metazoa, Arthropoda, Insecta, Diptera, Drosophilidae. Bases 85 to 744 code for a protein of 219 amino acids. The transcript is spliced from 5 exons.